Messenger RNA from Colletotrichum higginsianum IMI 349063, 1896 nucleotides. RefSeq lists its product as uncharacterized. The transcript has a single exon. The coding region runs from base 1 to 1896 and encodes 631 amino acids. The record is from RefSeq and is a predicted model, not a curated record. NCBI's taxonomy places the organism in Eukaryota, Fungi, Ascomycota, Sordariomycetes, Glomerellales, Glomerellaceae.
AUGGCCCGCGAACACAUCGCCCACGUAGAAGACUAUGAUGAGGAGGCUGGUGCUGUCGUCCAGGGCAGCGGACAAUACGCCCGCUCCAUCGCCCCAGGAAGCCCGGGCAAGACGAAGGCCAACAGCAAGUCCCGCAGAGAAAAGACCACGAAGAGGCCUUCCGCCUCCCCACCACACGCCCUGACCGACUCGGACGACACCAUCCACCCCGUCGUGUCAGACAAGAGAGACAGGGACAGGGACAGGGACAGGGACAGGGAAAGGGAAAGGGAAAAGGAAAGGGAAAGACGCGCCGAGGAGAGGGACGCCGCUGCCGCCGCCGCAGCAGAUAAGGAGGCCCGUCGAGAGGAGAAGCGCCGUCAGCAGAAGAAAGAGCAAGAGAGGGCUGCGCGCCACGCCGAUCGCGAACGUAGCGAACGGGAGCGUGAGCAGCGUGACCGAGCCGCCUCCAAAAAGACUCCGGUGCGCCCGUCGGCGAGGCCCGGCAAGACGGCGCCUGUCGUCCAUACCCAACAGGCGGACCAGUAUAGAAGGCCACGAUUCGAAGAUGACGCCUCGCAGUACGGCAUUCAACCGGCCCAGGGCCCGCGCCCUAGGGCCAUGUCGAACCGCCCAAGCAGCUACUACGGCCCAGGCUCCCGACCUCCAACCUCCAACAAGCAAUGGCACGCCGCUCAGGCUAUCUCGCCGCCUUUCGUCCUGGCACCCAACUCCUCGCCCUUCGCGCCCUCUCUUCACGCCCCCCCUCAUGCUUCUCAGCAUGCUUCGUCGCCUUUCGCCCCGGCUCCGAUGCCGCUUCCUAUGGCCGGGCAAUCGCCUUUCGCGCCCGACAUGCCGUAUGCCCCGCCAGCCUGGGGUCCAGGGGCUCCGUACCCGAUGCAGCCACCGCCUCCGCUAACACCGACUGACUACUUCCCACCGACCACCCCCAUGGCCAGCAGUCCCCAGCAUUCCAACCUGGCUCGGCGCUUCCAGCAGAGGCCUUCGUCCGCCAUGGGACACCGAACCAUGUCUUCGUCGUCUCUUGACUACGAUGACUAUGGGCCGACUUACGAGCAAGAGAACAUAGUCAUGCCUCAGUCGCUGAAGUUCCGAGACGUGGAGGAUCGCAAAUUGAUGCCGCCGCCUCCACAGCGCUCGAGGACUACGGUACCGCCGCGGCAGGCACUUCGUCCGCCGCCUCCCCAGCGGCAAAUUGCGUCUCGUGACUACGAGUCCGACGACUACGAUGGUGGCGAGUCCAUGUACCAGGAGAUUGUCCCCCAAGGAUACGAAUAUGACGACGGCGUGGUCUCUCGACCUCGUUCGCAUCGUCGGGGCUCCAGCACCUAUAGUCGCGAUGGCUAUCAGAUCGAGCCCGCUCCUGCCCCGCACAGUAGCCGACGGCAUUCGUACAUGGCCGGAGGCGAGAGCGGCAGCUUCUCGCAAUCCAAGUACGAUUCUGCUACGGCCGCCGCUCUCGCCUACCAGAACGGCGUGAGCGGCGCUGCGGUGCCUCUGACCGCUGCUGCUCUGUCCAAAGCUGAGAAGAAGAGCAAGAGUAGCAGGUCCAGUGGGAGCAGCGGGAGCCGUGAUGAGAGCGACUACCGGCGCAGCGCCACCACGCGAACCACCCGGUCAUCCACCGGCGACGGCGAGGACAUCACCAUCAAAGUCACCGGCCACGCCGUCCUCAGGGUCGGAAAUGCUGAAAUACAGUGUCAGGAUGGUGGCGAAAUCAACAUUAGCCAAUCAGGACGCCUCGGUGGGAGUGACAGGGCUAGCACCAUCUACUCUGACGACCGUCGGAGCCGCAUGGAGCGACUACCAAUCCGUGCCCGAUCACCGAGCCAGUCCGAUUCUUACAGUCGCAGCCAUGUCGACGGCUACGAAUACCCGAGAAUUCCGUUCACCUAA